AUGGACGGCUCCUCCCGCACGCUCUCUCCCUUCGAUCCACCCCAACCAACCACUCAAGUCUCUCCGGGAUAUUCAGUCCAACCUCAAAAUCCCUUGGGCCUGGCAGCCGCAGCGGCAGCCGCCGCAGUCAAUAGCCAAACCGCCAUGCAGCUCCAAUCUCAACCUGCCACUGCAACCGCAACCGAGCAACAACAUCCCACCGACCUCUCCCAAUCCGCGGCGGCGGCAGUGGCCCAGGACACCUACCCGCAUCAAAUCUCCGAGUCGGGCGGGCCUACAGCGACAGCGCCCUUCCUACGAGACUUCAGUCUGGUCGCGGAGGCGGCCAAACGGGCACAGAUGUCUGUGAUGGUGCGAGAUUUGGAGAGUGUCACGCUAUAA
Molecule: messenger RNA, 381 nt
Organism: Aspergillus sclerotioniger CBS 115572
Lineage: Eukaryota; Fungi; Ascomycota; Eurotiomycetes; Eurotiales; Aspergillaceae
Exons: 1
Coding region: 1-381 (126 amino acids)
Source: RefSeq, a predicted model, not a curated record